Messenger RNA from Leptidea sinapis, 1224 nucleotides. RefSeq names its product acyl-CoA Delta-9 desaturase (gene BmorPDSN). The record is from RefSeq and is a predicted model, not a curated record. Lineage: Eukaryota; Metazoa; Arthropoda; Insecta; Lepidoptera; Pieridae. Gene Ontology annotation, cellular component: endoplasmic reticulum membrane. Gene Ontology annotation, biological process: unsaturated fatty acid biosynthetic process. The transcript has 7 exons. Gene Ontology annotation, molecular function: iron ion binding; stearoyl-CoA 9-desaturase activity. Bases 147 to 1160 code for a protein of 337 amino acids.
AAAGUAAUAGUGAAAGAUAGAUGUGAGAACUCGGUAGAUUUGUCGCACAGUUUUUCUCGAGCAAUUGUAAACCACCGCGUAUGUGAAUCUUGGUUGUCUGUGUAAUUACUAUGUUUGAUGGUGUUUGAUUCAAUACCAAUAAGCAUAUGAAUCAAGCGAUGACAGAAACGAUGACGGAGACCCGGCAGCAGGGCAACGCUGCCGUGAAGCAGCUGAGCACGGCGCGGGAAGCAGACUGGCCUGCCGUUUUGUUCUUCAUCCACGUGCAACUCCUGUCGUUAUUUGGACUGUGGAUAUUGUUUACCGAGGCCAAACUGGCAACUUUAUUGCUGUUGGUAACGUUGACGUCAUUAGCCACUCUGGGCGUCACAACAGGAGCACACAGGCUGUGGGCACACUCUACGUAUAAGGCUAGCGCCGAACUACGCGUCUUUCUAAUGCUGUUGCAAACUCUUGUUGGUCAGGGUUCCAUAUACGACUGGGUCCAAAACCACAGGCUGCAUCAUGCAUAUUAUAUGACGGAUAAUGACCCGUAUGACCACAGAAGAGGAUUUGUCUACUCACACUUCCUCACCAGGCUGCGGAAGUUGAGCGAGCAGCAAGUGGCUCUCAAGAAUUCUAUCGAUAUGUCAGAUUUGGAGAAGGAUUCUGUUGUGAUGUUUCAAAAGAGGUUCUACUGGGUUCUGUACGCGGUGCUGUUCAUUCUGCUACCACUGAAUGCCCCUCUAGAGUACUGGGACGACACCAUUAUGAGCUCAAUAUUUGUGAUUGGGUUCUUAAGGUACUGCAUAGUGCUGCACGCUUCGUGGUUGGUCGAAAGCGGAGCCGUUGUAUGGGGCCUUAGGGAAGGAGAGAAAUACCCACCAGAUUCAAAUUCAGUAUUUCUGCUGAACAGAACAUUCUGGCCUCACUACCACUACAUAUUCCCAGGGGAUUAUAAAUCUGGUGAAUAUGGCACAUACGGUACCGGCUGCUCAACGGCAUUCAUUCGUAUAUACGCAGCCAUGGGUGUGGCCACCAACUUAGUAACGCUGGAACCUCGAACUGUUCAGUUGGCCAUGGCGGAGGCGGCAAGAACUAACAAACCCAUAUCUAAAUGUAUCGAAGAACAACUCGUCAACCAAAGAGUUGAUGAAGAUCAUUACCUAAAGCCAAAGUAGAUGAUUGAAUUUGUGUAGCUAAUAUAAUGUAGUUAUUAAAAUAAAAAUAAACAAUAUUAAGGCA